AAUGUUGGACUUGUUUUGUCAUCUGUUGUGCUUAAUAAAACCCUUCUAAGGUGAAGCAUUUACCCAGGUAUAAUUCAAACAUUGCUGCUGUGAACUAUUUCUGGCCUGGCUGUUUUCUGCUCUUGAUCAACAAGCGGCUCUGCGUGUGACGACAGCGGCGGAAAUAUUUUUUCGCUAUUCAAAAUGGCACCGUCUCAAUCAGGAAGUAAGGAAAACAACUACGAAGACUAACUUGGAUAAAUAUCCCGGUUUGAGCUACUUUGACGCGACUGUUCGUUCAAAAUCAGGCCGGUGUCUUCGUGGUUAGGACUGACGGCAAAUAGCGCACUCACGGUCAUGGAGAGUACUUGUCCUUGUUUAAAGUACUGACUCAUACACAGCCAGCACGUGGGUGGCGGUAGAGGGGUGCAUUGUCUAAGUUUGCUGGUAGUCAUGUGUGAAGCUCUGGUCUGAUGUCCACCCUUACCUCAGUGCUGGCCAUGGACGGGGAGAACUACCUGCAUCCAGAAGGCCCUCAGCUAAACAGCAGCAUGUUCUCAAUGGGCCCCUCAAACAUGGAGAGUUCAAUAUUUGGCUCCUCUGGUACCUGGGAAUCCUUCUCUCAGCAGCCUGGAUACUGCCCUAUGCAAUCUGGAAACCAGCAAUACCACUUGAAUAGCAGCACUACCACCAACAUUCCUGAUAUGCACAUGAGCAUGUACCCGGGAUACUCUGACAUGGACUUUACCAGCCUCAGCCUCCCGAAAAAUGAGAAUGGAGACUUCUCCCAGGACCUGUCCUGCAUUGAUGACCUCUCGAACUCUCUGUUCUCCUCUCCGGCGGACUCGCUGUCGGAGUACGCCGAUAACCAGCCCUACAUCAGCGCUAAUCACCUGGAAACAGUGCCCACUCUCUGGGACAUUAACACUAGCACCACCACAGCCACACAAGCACAGAGCCACUUAGAGCAAAAUGGCACCAGCAGGUUUCAAGGCUUGACCAGUCUGGACGAUAUUUCUGCUAUAAUCAGCACUCCAGCUUUAGGACUCCAGGCUCAGGGAACGCAGUCACCACCAGAAGAGGAAGAGGAGGCUGAGGAGGAGGAAACAGAGGAGCUUGGGCAUGUUGACACAUAUGCGGAGUACAAACCCUCAAAAUCCACAAUAGGAAUUUCACAUCCUGACAUAGUUGUGGAAACCAACACGCUGUCCAGUGUCCCUCCUCCUGACAUCACGUACACUCUGUCUAUCCCGGAGCCAACUAUUAACAGUGGUCUGCUGUCUGCGCUGCAGUUAGAGGCCAUCAUCUACGCGUGUCAGCAACACGAGGUGAUUCUCCAGAACAACCAGAGAGCAGGCUUCCUGAUUGGAGACGGGGCAGGCGUUGGAAAGGGACGCACCGUGGCAGGGAUCAUCCUGGAGAACUACCUUAGGGGACGAAAGAAAGCACUGUGGUUCAGCAUAUCCAAUGACCUGAAAUAUGACGCAGAGAGAGAUCUCAAAGACAUAGAUGCACCAAAUAUUCCAGUGCAUGCCUUAAACAAGAUUAAGUAUGGAGACACAGCUACCUCAGAAGGAGUCCUAUUUGCAACGUACUCUGCACUCAUUGGAGAGAGUCAGGCAGGAGGGCAGCUCCGGACAAGAAUUAAACAGAUCCUGGAUUGGUGCAAGCAUGACUUUGAUGGAGUUAUUAUUUUUGAUGAAUGCCACAAAGCCAAGAACGCCACAUCCACUAAAAUGGGCAAGGCAGUUCUUGACCUACAGAACAAGUUGCCACAGGCCAGAGUGGUGUAUGCCAGUGCCACAGGCGCCUCUGAGCCAAAGAACAUGAUUUAUAUGAGCCGCCUGGGAAUCUGGGGCGAGGGCACACCCUUCAGGACCUUUGAUGACUUCCUGCACGCCAUUGAGAAAAGAGGGGUCGGGGCUAUGGAGAUUGUGGCCAUGGACAUGAAAGUGAGCGGGAUGUAUAUUGCCAGACAGCUAAGCUUCUCUGGCGUUUCUUUCCGCAUCGAGGAGAUUGGACUGGACAGUGACUUCAAAGAGGUCUACAACAAAGCUGCCAAGCUGUGGGCGGAGGCGUUGAAAGUGUUCAUGCAAGCAGCUGACGCGCUGGGCCUGGUCAGCAGGAAGUCGCUAUGGGGGCAGUUCUGGUCAUCUCAUCAGCGCUUCUUCAAAUACCUUUGUAUCGCUGCCAAGGUCCGCUGUCUGGUGGAGUUGGCUAAGAAGGAGCUAGAGACUGGAAAGUGCAUAGUAAUCGGGCUGCAGUCUACUGGAGAAUCACGUACCAGAGAGGUCUUGGACGAAAAUGAUGGCCAUCUUGACAGAUUUGUUUCUGCAGCAGAGGGAGUAUUCCAGUCUCUUGUAUCAAAGCACUUUCCUUCAGAGAAACAAAGGAGAGAGAAGGCACCGGGGAAUAAGAGAAAAAAAGGGAAGCCUCGAGGUCGCCACCCAAAGAUGCCCAAACACACGGUGGACAGCGGUGGUGUGAUCAACAUCUCUGAUGACAGCAGCAGCGACUCUGAGGGUAUGGACACAGACUCCAACUCCUCGCCAGACUCCCUGCAAGACAACGAUGACGUCAUCUUUGUUAACCACACUAGCUGCCAGUCAGCCAGGAUAGAGGAGAUGAAACAGGGCCUGCUCAAUAAAAUUGCUGAACUGGGAAAAGAACUACCUCUCAACACAUUGGACGUGCUCAUAGAUAGAUUUGGAGGACCAGAUAAAGUUUCUGAGAUGACGGGACGUAAAGGUCGCGUCGUGCGACGUCCAGAUGGCACCGUUCGCUACGAGUCCCGGGCCGAGCAAGGCUCCACAAUCGACCAAAUCAACAUCAAGGAGAAAGACCGCUUCAUGAGCGGAGAAAAGUUGGUGGCCAUCAUCUCAGAAGCAGCCAGCUCAGGGAUUUCCCUGCAGGCAGACAAACGAGUGAAAAACCAGAGGCGAAGGGUCCACAUGACCCUGGAGCUGCCUUGGAGCGCAGACAGGGCCAUCCAGCAGUUUGGUCGUACUCAUCGGUCCAAUCAGGUCACAGCACCGGAGUACAUCUUCCUCAUCUCAGAGUUGGCCGGGGAGAGACGUUUUGCAUCUAUUGUGGCCAAAAGACUCGAGAGCCUGGGUGCUCUGACCCACGGUGACAGAAGAGCCACUGAGUCGAGGGACCUGAGCAAGUACAACUUUGAGAACAAGUAUGGUACCAAGGCCCUGGAUAAAAUCACCAAAUCAAUCAAUGGCUACAUAGUUAACAAGGUCCCCGCUCCCAAAGGAUACCCUGGGGGUGAAUCCAUGUUCUUCAGAGACAUGAAAGUUGGAAUGAUGGAUGUUGGCAUCAUCUGUAAGGAGCCUCGCUUAGGCAUCAGUACUGACAAAGACUGCAGCAUCACCAAGUUCCUGAACCGCAUCCUGGGCCUGGAGGUCCACAAGCAGAACUACCUCUUCCAGUACUUCACAGAUAACUUCGACUACCUGAUUGAGAAAGACAAGAAGGAGGGCAAAUAUGACAUGGGAAUCCUAGAUCUGGCCCCUGGCAAUGAUGAGAUUUAUGAGGAGAAGCAGGAAACUUUCCUGACAGUCGGAAAUCCUCAAGAUGGACAAGUUGUUCUUUAUAAGAUCAGCGUGGACAGAGGAAUGCCCUGGGAGGAGGCGUACAACAGGUCGCUGAAGCUCACUGGUCCUGAUGAGGGAUUCUACCUUUCCCAUAAGCUGCGAGGUAACAGUCCGUGCGUGCUGCUGGCCGAGCAGGGAAGAGGUAAAAACAUCAACAUCUACAAGCCCAACAUUGGCAAGCAGACUCAGCCUGAGAGUCUCAACAACCUGCUGCAACGUUACAGAAAGGUUACUUUCAUGGAGGCCAGGGAGAGCUGGGAGAACCAGUUCACCUUUUCCUUCAAGAACUGUAGCCACGCCAACUGGAAUGGGAAGUGUAAGAAAAUUGAGGAGGGCCAGGAGUGUCUGGCGGGGAUGCGACUCCGUCAGUAUCACAUGCUGUGUGGAGCUUUGUUACGGGUGUGGAAGCGGGUCUCAGACGUGGUGUCGGACAUCACCAGCUCCAGCAUUCUGCAGAUCGUCCGCCUCAAAACUAAGCAGCAUAACAAGCAAGUUGGCAUCAAGAUCCCAGAAAACUGUGUGCCCCGUGUGCGCGAGGAGCUCCAGCUGAUGGAUGAUGAGGUGAAAAGAAGGCGGAAAGAGAAGGAGCAGCAGGAGCGAAUGCGCAAAAUGGAGCAGGAAAACAAGCAUCUCCUGAGCCUGUUCAGUCAGAAACCCAUACCUAACCAGUCCCUCGCUCAGACUCUGGUGCCGAACCAGUUCACCAAACACAACCUGAACCAAAACACUGUACAGAGGACUCAGCCUGGGAGCGUCUCCCAGUUACAGGACAUGCAGCAGCUGUUAUCUUUGCAGAGCCAAACCCAGUGCAGGACCCUCAAUGGCUGGCCAAAUAGUUCCUCCUCCUCCAGCACCAACGGCCAGGUCUGCCAGCCCAACACAGCUGACCACAGAUUCUCUCAGUUUUAUAACCAGUCUUCUUUCAUGCAUUCUUUCCAACAACCCAAGAACCCGUUGAUCCCACUCCACCAGUUCCCGCCGGCCCACAGUUUGUCUUCCAAGAAUCCUUUGGAUGAAAUCUUGGACCUGACGGUGAGUCCACCUUCUUCGUCUCCAGACAGCACGACAGCCAACCCGGCAGCGUUUGUGGAAGAUUUUAACCUAGAGGCUCUUUUAGCCCCGACCGUGGCAGAUACAUCAAACGCCGCACAGAUACAGCAGCCUCAAAUUGAUCUGCAGCACCUCCUACAGGCUCUUCAGUAUCCGCCGGAGACCAUACAGGCACCGCCACCUCAGUUCGAUCUGCAACGCCGCCUACAGCCCCACCAGGAGCAACAGAAACAGCAGCAGAACCGCAACAUGCUGGUUUCUCACAAGGACUUGCUAGAUCUAUUGGACUUGCCCCUGUCUCCACCAAUGUCCACGCAGACAGCCAACCCUUCGUCUUCCACAUCCUCCUGUACUUCCUCCACAUCCUCCACCUCGUCUCACUUCUCCAACCCGUCCUCCUCAUCUUCCUCCUCCUCCUCAUCCUCCUUGUUCUCCGGAGCCUCCUCUUGCUUUCCAGGGAACUAUCUUCUCCCACCCUCGGACUCUUUGCCCAACGGCCACUGCAGCUCAGGCACUCUGGACGUUCGCGAGGCUCUGAACAGCAUGCUGCAAGCUGGACCAGACCGCAAGUCCGUCAUUCAGUACCUUCAGCAAGACUGAGAGCUCCAAUCGAUACAAACUGUCUGAAUUUUGUCUUGUUUUUGGUGUUUGGUUUUGUCUUUUUAAAGCAGAUCGCAUCUUGUUUGCUGCUGUCUAGAAUCGUACCCUCAGACCUGUCCCACCCCGUCCUCUCCUCCCCCCUCAGGGCCUAUAGUCACGUCACUGCCUGUCCUGUGCUGCACUCCCCCGUCCUCCCUGAGGUGAUGGCAGACUCAGUCGAUAUCAGAUUUCUGCUCCAAAGUGUGCCCUUCACAGUAAAAGGCAGCUGUUUCCAAAGUUUUUUUUUUUAAGAGAAAGUGAAAAGAUAACCAGUGAAAUAAUGAAAACAGGAGCAGACAAAAACCCAAAAGCCCUUUUUACUGAGGUGUGGAAAUCUUUUUGGGGAAACAAAAAAAUCCCACUGCUGAUUCGUACGAGGUGUGAUCAGUGAAGUUGCUGGAAGCUCUAAAAUGCCUCUCACCAUUUAUGACUUUUGCUUUUUCUGUUACUUUCCUAACUUUAAAAAAACAAAAAAAGUAUGCUGAGCAUGGUUUGAGUGAAACAAAAGAUAAUUGUUGAGCUGGAUGAAGAGAGAGAGAGAGAAAACAUGAAAUCUUUUAGCUGAUUAGCCAUGAAAUGCCUCAGUUUUCAGUUGUUUCCUCCACGUUCUCGCCUCCUGGUUUUCUCCCUGCUUCUACGAACACUAGCGCGAGGAAAAGAAGAGGAUGAUCAUCUGCUGUUGCAAACAGUGCCUUCUGAAAAAAUCUAUAAAUGCAGUCUUUAAUAAUCCAUGUAGCCUAAUGUAUAGAUUUGUACUCUAGUUUUAUUCUUAAUUUAAUACAUGUGUAUCUGUAUUUAACUUUGAACGAGUGAGUGAGUCAGCUGGUGUUUGUUACAUGAUGCUGGUGUAAGGUCGUCGGCUUUGCUGCUCUUCGGAUGAAAAAUGAGGAGAACGUUAAGGGAAGGGUUUUAGACAGCGUGGCGAACGGUGGCUGGGAUGUAAAAACUCGCCCAGUUGGAUGCAGACAGUUUGUAAGUUAUCGGGUCUCUGUGAAACGGAUAACACUAUGCUCAGAGAAGCCCCAUCGCGCUCUCAACAGGACUGUUUGAGUAGGUUGCAUCUCGUCUCUGUUGCUCCAUGUUGCAUCCUCUGCAUACUUUCCUCCGGAUUUUUACAUGUCUACCUGUCUUUUAUCUGUGUCCUUCCGGUCUAAAUUUCUGUCCUACCGUGCGCUGAAAACAACUCAGCGACAGGAAUACAACGUAUGACCUACCACUGACCUGCUCCUUAUUUUUCCGUUGAAGCUGAUUUUAGCACACAUCUAGAUUCUGCUUUAAAUCGGAGCUCUUUUGGGAAUGUCUUGAGCUUGUUUGGUAUGUGUUUGCAUCCGUAGUCCUGUUGAAUUUGCUUCCACUAGGCAUGAACUGGUGUGACAUUCUCAUGUAAAAAUGACACAUUUCAAGCAAAAAUUGUAGAAUGUGAUCAAACUGCUUUUCUCCCUACUGCUGCUAAAAUAAUAUCAAAUAUUUAUUAUUACCGUAUAUAAUAAUCCUAUUAGAUUUAUUUGUAGUCAGAAAAAUAAUAAGCGAAUAAAACAAAUGUGGCAGCCUACUUUCAGCUAGCUGACCAGUAGCAAGCAGCAACAGGUGGGGGAGGGGCAGCACCGAGUUACUCCGUUUAAAAAAUAUCUGGUCACUUUCUCUAGCAUCGGAUGUAAAGAACUUUAAACUGCACCAAUGAGCUAACCUAAAACUGUGCAAGUUGAAGUGAUUUGAACUUUGGUAAACCUUGCUAACAGCAACCAUCUCAUGCCUAGGUUCCAGCCUUUGACAAAACACAGAAAGUCGUGUUUUUAUGUCCUGCAGGUUCUGAUUCAUCUAAUCCAUCUCCUGUCAUUAUUACUAGAGGAAUCCAGAACGGUUCAGCAUCUAUCUGAGUAAACUCUGUCCUUUACUGCUCUCUGAAGGCGUGAGAUCACAACUUUCAGCGUGUGUGAUUUCGUUUGAAGCUCGUGAGAUCUGGUCAUCUUCGUGUGUGAAAACAAUGCACUGUAGCUGGUUCGUGACAAAUUGCCAGAAGUUCAACUUAUCAAAAAGCAAUAACCAAUACAAUAGGUUUGAAACAAAGACGUCGAGACGUUUACGCUCAGCAGGCAAAGCUUGGUGGCUGUAGUUGCAUGGUAUGAAUCUCGUUUAUUUCUGUCACGUGCGUUUGUAAAGUAUACUUUGACCCGAUGACCGUGACGAGUUCUUGAUGUUUUAGUUAUAGCUAUUCUUAAACCUAUUAUUUAUAUUUAAGGGACAUUUUAGAUUUUAGAUUUGUUAUCUUCUCAUAUUAGUCAGUGGUAUAUUUUGGUCAGGGAUGUUACGUGUGUUGAAGAUUGCUAUAAAACAAAUUUUAUUAUGACCUGCCACCAAAUAAGAUUGCACUGUUCUGUACUGCUGUACAGCGUCUGGGUUUAUUUUAGCUCCUGCUUUCCUUCACGACUCGUUCGCCCUUCGUCCCAGAAAUACCAAAGUGUUCCACAGACAGACACCCCUAAAGAUACUGGCUCCGACUUGUGAGACCUUUUAUCAAUCUCAGGAAGAAACCCACCGUGUCGGGGCGUUCACAGAAUUAUAUAGUUUCCUUCUUUACAGUGAUUGAAUUAAUGCAUCUGGGUUCGUUUUUGUUUCAUAACUCUGUGCUGUGACUCUUGCUGUAUUUAUGUUGGAGACUUAAUGUGAUGAGUUUGUUAUUUGUCCUUGUGAAAAUGUCAGUGGUUUUAAGUGUUUAUGCCAUCUUAGGGCAAAGAUCGAUGUCUCUUGUUCUUUUCUGUGGACAGUUUAGUUUUUAUUUCACUUUUUAAUUUCAUUCACACCUGGAUUAUACUUAACGUACACAUAACAAAUCAUAGGAUAUCCCCCUUCUACCAAAUGGUUAAGACUCACUCAAAGUAAUUAUUUCUCCUUCUCAUUUCUCUUCAGGCACAUUCCAAGACGUCAGUCUGCAAAAGCUUUCUCUCUGUUUUUUUUUUGUUUUGUUUGUCAUAAAAGUUAAGGCUUUACAUGUUUGAGGGAUAUAUAUAUAUAUAUAUAUAUAUAUAUAUAUAUAUAUAUAUAUAUACACACUGCAGUUUUAUUAUUUUAUUUGCUUAGUUAGGCCUUUAAUCAUGUAUCAUUUUGCACUAAGAAUGGCAUAAUCCAGUUACUGUUUGUUGGCUGUGAUUGAGCAGUGCAAGGUUGUUCCUGUUCUUUACAAUCGCUCUCUGUAAACUGUAACCAUACUUCUUGUUUCUUCACCAUUUGCAUAUAAUAUAAAUGUUAUCACUCUGAAAUAAUAAUUUAUUGCUAACUAGAAAAACAAAUUACACAAAAACAUGCUACUGAUUGUAUGUAUUUUUAAACAAAGCCUAUUUUUUCUGUAAAAAAAAAAUAAGACAAAAAUGUGUUCAGCACUUUUAUUCUGGGUUUUGCUUUUGUUUUCUAUAUAUUUAUAAUUUAGAUCUAAAUGUAUAUAUUGUAAAAUUUGUGCCUUUCGACUAAUUCUUUAAGAAAAGGUUUUCUACUCAUUAAAGGAAGGAAUAUAUGAAAUUGCAAUCUUAACUUUGUAAACAAAUAAAAACUUGAGGAUUGCUGA
Girardinichthys multiradiatus is the source of this 8829-nucleotide messenger RNA. It is a transcript of the gene sbno2b, whose product is annotated as protein strawberry notch homolog 2. Lineage: Eukaryota; Metazoa; Chordata; Actinopteri; Cyprinodontiformes; Goodeidae. The transcript is spliced from 32 exons. Bases 453 to 5231 code for a protein of 1592 amino acids. Gene Ontology annotation, cellular component: nucleus. Gene Ontology annotation, biological process: regulation of DNA-templated transcription. The record is from RefSeq and is a predicted model, not a curated record. Gene Ontology annotation, molecular function: chromatin DNA binding; histone binding.